This is a messenger RNA of Maylandia zebra (zebra mbuna), 3718 nucleotides long. Lineage: Eukaryota; Metazoa; Chordata; Actinopteri; Cichliformes; Cichlidae. The record is from RefSeq and is a predicted model, not a curated record.
UUCUCGUUUCCAUUGUUUCAUCUCGACAAAUACGAAAGGUAUCGGUCUCUGGCUUUCACCUGAAAGUGGGAAGAAGUGAAUUUGCACCGCUGGGGAUGACUAGAUGCGAGAGUGAGUAGUCGCAGUUGUGCCAACAAAGAAGGGGGUGUAAUAAAUAAUGGUAAAGUCGUGACAGCUAUCCUCGCUUUCAUCUGCCUGGUCAAGUGUAAUGACACGGCGUGAAGAAAAAUAAAUAAACCCCCCCUCCAACUCCAUUAGCUGGUGUUUUCUUAGCUUUGUUCAGCUUCAGAAGUUCCACAAUUUUAGCGACGGGCUUGUAUUUGGAAAACAACACCUGACGAGGAGGUUUCUCACGGGAUCAGCUUUCUGAGGUGCAGGGGAGAAAAAAAGUUGUAUCAUUUUGAUCAAAAGGCCUCUCAGUCGACCUGUUGAGAGUGCUUGAUCCGUGUCAGAGCCCAGCGAUGUGGAUCUGCAUGGUUUACAAUGAGACGGACACCAGCGUGGACUUCCGGCUCUGCCGGGACUUUGGCCUCAUCCUGUCAAUCCUCUCCCUCAUCUACCUCCUGGUGUGUUUCCCACUGGGCCUGUGCUACAAUAUGCUGCUGGUCGUGGUCAACCUCUCAAACAAGGUGUCCAUGACCAUGCCUGAUGUCUAUUUUGUCAACAUGGCCAUUGCGGGUCUCGUGCUCAACCUGGUGGCGCCCGUGGAGCUGCUGAGCUCCACCUUCACCCGCUGGCAUGUGUGGGAGUAUAACAAUGAGGUUUACAUCACCCUACUCAUCCUCUUCAACAUCUCAUCUCUGGUUAUCAUGUAUUCCACCACGCUGCUCAGUCUGGACUACUACAUAGAGCGCGCGCUGCCUCGCACGUACAUGUCGAGUGUGUAUAACACCAAACACGUGUGCGGGUUUAUCUGGGGCGGCGCAGUGCUCACGAGCUUCUCCUCGCUGCUCUUCUAUGUGUGCAACCACAUCUCCACCAAGAUGGUCGAAUGCUCCAAAAUGCAGAACAAGGAGGCAGCGGACUCGAUCAUGAUGUUCAUCGGCUACGUGGUGCCCGCCCUGGCUGUGCUUUAUGCUUUUGUGCUCAUUCUGCGCAUCAGGAAGGAAUCUACACCAUUGGAUCAGGACUCUGCUCGCUUGGACCCUUCCAUACACAGGUUGCUGCUAGCUUCAGUCUGUGUGCAGUUCGUACUGUGGACUCCGUACUACAUGACUCUUUUAGUACAUACUGUAGUUGUUGCACCAGGAUACAUUAGCAGUGCACGUUACUUACCUAUCUAUUAUUUCUUGAGAUGCGUAUCUAAACUGUUGGCGUUCUCCAGCAGCUUUGCAAUGCCUCUUAUGUACAGGCAGAUGAACAAAAACUUCUCCAACAAGCUCCAGCGGCUGCUCAGGAGGCUGCAUUGCAGAGACCAGUCCUGCCCUCGUGAACGCUCAACAGUGCAGCAAGUGGUGACGUGAGAUCCCCCGCCCCCCUUGCUUGCAUUUUCCACUUCUCGGCCUAGCCAGCACUUAUCUCCCCUCUAUAGCGCCAGUAUCUGACGGGGAUCUCUCACAACCCCGGACUGUUUUGAGAGCGACGUAGCUAACUCUGGAAUUUCCUGUCACCUUCCCGGAUUUUAAUCUGUUCUAUCUAGGUCUGCAAUGAGGGGACAAUGCAAACAAAAACCACUAAGUGCUGGGUUUUUUUUGUUUGUUUGUUUAUUUUUAAUACAUUUCUCCACCAAGAAACUCAGGCUUCUAGUUUAAGGGUAGUAAAUUGGGAACAAUCAUCCAAUAACUACCGAGGACAGAGUUUCACAACAAAAAAAUCCCGUUUUUCCGCGUCCUCCUUUGGGAGUGGGUGUGGUUUUUGUGCCUACAUUUCACCUCUAACACACAAGCAGAUCCAAUAAGCUAUAAAAGUUUAAUUAUCAAAUGCAGCCAAGUUACUUAGUUUUUUAACAGAACCCUCUCCACCCCUGCAAUGAUGGUGGCUGGUAUACCCAUAAGCAACCACCACUAAUGAACGGUGUGCGUGCCAGUGGAAAUCACUGUUUACCGCCCUCAAACUAUAAGCCUCGGCCACUUCUUUUUUUUUAAUUUGAACUCAGUUUUCCUUCUGCUUUAAUUUGUUUUGAUUAUCAGAUUAAAUAAUCUUCACAUGUUGAAGCUGGAGUACAAUAUUAAGUUUGUCUUGGACACCAAUACUACCCUGUGGCUAGAACUAAGUACUGAUAUUAAGAUAUGUUCCCAUUUUAAUUUCAAAGAUUGUAUUCUGAAGUUUUGAUCCACUCAAACAUACAAAGAGAUUAUUUUUACGUCUGUCAAGCUCCACUAUAUAUAUAUACAGACACACACACACAUCUACACCACUUUGAAAUCACACAGAACUAAAUGGAACACUCACGUAAAGCUUGUAUUCAGGGUUCAGACAUAACCAGUAUACCUCGUGUGAUCUCUGCUGAUUAUAACCUUACCUGAUAACCACAAACAGUUUGAAAUCCCCUCAUUAAGCUGAGCUGACAGCCAGUGUUCUGUUAACUUUUGAUCUAUUUCUGCAGGAAUUAUCCACCCAGUGGAUCAGUGAACCCCCACACAGGGUCACAGAGAGAGCCCUGAGGGGUUGUCAUGCACAGGCCACAAGACUCAUGACUGGCUGUGAAGUUUUUGCACACUAACAGUAUCAAAAACCUUCUUAAACAUAUGAAAAGCCCACUUGAUAAGCACCUAGAAGCAGUGUGUACAAUACAGAAGAGUUUGAACUUUAAUGCUGCUCACAUGCACAUUAUUAUCAAAGCUGCUUUGCUUCCUUGCCUGCCAUGGUAAACAGUGAACAUAACAAUCUGAUGGCGACGAAUCCCAGCUAUCAGAACUAAAAACACGUUCUAGCAUUCGGUCUGCUGCUUCACUGCAUUAGUUUGCAUAUUGAAUUAAAAGGCCAGUUUGUUAAUCAGCCUGUGAAAUGAUACACCAGCAAGGUGGGGCGUCCACUCGAAGUUAAAUGGAGACGGGCGCGCUCUGAUAUGAAUCGUAUGUUUGUAUUCAGUUUUAAUUUACACCUUCAAGCACACAUUAACUCUGUUAAUGACCCAAAGCUGAGCUGAAAUGUUUGAAGUAUUUGGGCGAGUGCUCUUUUGCUGUAAAAUGUGAAGGAAUGCCAGAUGUACUAACAGGUUUGACCCUUUUUUUCUGGGAAAUAGUAUUCACCUAAAAUGCAUCAUGUGCUGCCCCACAAAAUCCUUGAAUGGAUGGUUUUUGGCACAGUUAAUCAUUAUUUGCUCUCAGUUCAGUGUCCUAAUGUGAACUGAGCAUUUAGGAAUGAAGAGCAAACACUGGACUGAAUUUCUAAAAGUCCUUUUAUUUUGUUAAAUGUAGCAUAGAAAUUGCUACGUUUUGUAAUUAUAAGUUCAUUCCUCCAAAAAACGUACUUAAAUUGAUUUUAUGCAGUUCAUGUGAUACACUACCAACUGCAUGUAAGUGUUAUGAAAAGAUAUCCAAACAGAGGGUGCUCAUAAUUAAUCUUUUUUAGCAUAAGUCCUGAAGCUGCACCAAACGACACUAAGAGAGUGACAAUCAUGUAGAGAUUCCAGUAGCUAAAUAACUGCACUGUUUUGCUUCAAAAUACCAUCGAGUUUUUCUGAAUUGCUUGAAGAUGAUGUGUGCAUGUGCUGCCUAACUUUGCCUGAUCAGUUUUCUUUAACCACUGCUGCAAUUUCAUCCAUUAGUCUGUUUUU